CGUAAGGAUUUUCCGGAUCCUCGCACGCCUCUCUCUACUUCAGCCGGACUGUGCUGCGUCUGAGAGCACCGUCUGGGCAGGAGCAGAAAUGGGUAGAAGCGUCUGGCAGAGUAGGAGACGACGUGAGCGGAGCCAGCAGAGCCCUGCCUUGGGGCAGAGUGACCCUAGUGAGAGGCAAGUGUCCAGGUCCGGAGCCGGUUUGCCCAGUGCUGCUCUGCUGUCGAGUACAAUGCUCUCACACACAUGUGCUCGCCUCUCAGAGGACACCACAGGGACAUCGCAGAGCCCACAAGAUUCCAGCCACCAUGAUGCUGAGGCCCCAUCAACCUCAUCCAGCAGAGCUGGAGAGUCGUCUGCACCAGAACUUCCAGGCUUUUAUUUUGACCCUGAAAAGAACCGCUACUUCCGUUUACUCCCUGGUCAUAACAACUGCAACCCCCUCACGAAGGAGGGCAUCUGCCACAAGGAAAUGGAGAGCAGGAGGCUGCAGCUGCUGCACCAGGAGGACACGCAGAGAAAGAAAAUCACCAGAGUGGGAUUUAACGCAUCCUCCAUCCUACGGAAAAACCAGCUGGGUCUUCUCAACAUAAGCAGUUAUUGCCGUUUGUCCCAUGAGCUGCGGGUGAGCUGCAUGGAGAGGAAAAAGGUAGAGAUUCAGAGCUCAGACCCUUCUGCUCUGGCAAGUGACCGGUUUAACUUCAUCCUGGCAGAUACUAGCAGCGACCGCCUCUUCACAGUGAAUGAUGUCAAAAUUGGAGGCUCCAAGUAUGGCAUCAUCAACCUGCAGGGUCUGAAGGCCCCCACGUUCAAGGUGCACAUGCAUGAGAACCUCUACUUCACCAACAGGAAGGUGAACUCUGUGUGCUGGGCUUCACUCAGUCACUUGGAUUCCCACAUCCUACUGUGCCUCAUGGGCCUUGCAGAGACACCAGGCUGUGCCACCCUGCUCCCAGCAUCACUGUUUGUCAGUACUCACCAAGGUACAGACCAGCCUGGCAUGCUCUGCAGUUUCCGGAUCCCUGGUGCCUGGUCCUGUGCCUGGUCCCAGAACACCCAGGUAGAUAACUGCUUCAGUACAGGUUUGUCUCGGAGGGUCCUGUUGACCAACGUGGUGACAGGACACCGGCAGUCAUAUGGGACCAACAGCGAUGUCUUGGCUCAGCAAUUUGCAAUGAAGACUCCCAUACUGUUUAAUGGCUGUCGUUCUGGGGAGAUCUUUGCCAUUGACCUACGUUCUCCAAGUCAAGCCAAAGGCUGGAAGGCCGCCCACAUUUUCCAUGACUCAGCAGUGACCUCUGUGCGGGUCCUCAAGGAAGAACAAUACCUGAUGGCAUCAGACAUGGCUGGAAAGAUCAAGCUAUGGGACAUGAGGGCCUCUAAAUGUGUGCGGCAGUAUGAAGGUCACGUGAAUGAGUAUGCCUACCUGCCCCUGCAUGUGCACGAGGAGGAAGGAAUUCUGGUGGCAGUGGGCCAAGACUGCUACACAAGAAUCUGGAGCCUCCAUGAUGCCCAGCUGCUCAGAACCAUACCUUCCCCGUCCCCCACCUCCAAGGCCAACAUUCCUAGUGUGGCCUUUUCUCCUCGCCUUGGGGGUCCCCGGGGAUCCCCAGGGCUGCUCAUGGCCGUCCAGCAGGACCUUUACUGUUUCUCCUAUAGCUCAUCCUAUCCAAGCGAUCUGGAGGAAGGCAGGUGGAAGUGAAUGGCAGCUUCCGUUUCUAGUGAGGACUUUUUAAAUGGUGCUUGAUGUAUUCAGAUGGUAUUCUAGCUUGUGGGCAGUGCAAAAUGGUUGACUUGGGGGGCUGGAGUGAUGACUCAGCUGUUCAGAGCAUUGGCUGCUCUUCCAGAGGACCUGGGUUCGACUCCCAGCACCCACAUGGCAGCCCACAACCGUCUUCA
This is a messenger RNA of Myodes glareolus (Bank vole), 1896 nucleotides long. It is a transcript of the gene Dcaf4, whose product is annotated as DDB1 and CUL4 associated factor 4. Lineage: Eukaryota; Metazoa; Chordata; Mammalia; Rodentia; Cricetidae. The record is from RefSeq and is a predicted model, not a curated record. Gene Ontology annotation, cellular component: Cul4-RING E3 ubiquitin ligase complex. Gene Ontology annotation, molecular function: protein binding.